AUGGUGCCGAUCGUCCGUCCCGCCAAGGCAGACCGCCAAGUCGUCGCUCCGGGGCCCGAGUCAUGCGCUCUCCACUGCGCCGACCCCGUCGCCCGCAUCAACGACGCCGUCGAUCGUCUCGACUGGUCGUGUCUUCGUCGCGUCCUUGCCGUGCCUGGGAACCCGGGGUAUCGCCUUUGCCGUGCGACCGAGGCUGAUUUCGAGACGUACGUGGCGUCCGAGGACCAGGCGUUCAAGUCGCGCUACUUGGCGUUGAACGAUGGAUUUCUCUUCAUUGUCGAGAUACCAUCGCCGCUGCACAGCGCGAUCGCCGACGCCGUGAACGACCUCAUGAAGCUUGCUACAGGGACGAUGGUCACACAUCUCGAAUCCUCCGGUGAUGCAUACGUCGACACGUCCCAUCUGCCCGAGGACCAGCGACUGUCUCGUCUUGAGCCCGAUGGCUCCUUUGGUCCGACGGACGCCUCCGGUGCGAUCCUCCCCGCCACACUCACGUGCUGGGGCGAGUACCAGACGAUCAAGGUCGAAGUCGGCGUCUGUGAAGGAUGGAAUCACAUGGACCGCAAGGUCUUGCGCUAUGCAGCGUUCACAGGCAUCCAGUACGUACUCUGUAUUUACGUCUCGCCUGCCACAGCCAGCACGGCCUUUAUGGCGGUGCGCCAGUACAAGCUCUGCUCCUUUGUCCACAACGUGCUCGAGGGCCCGCCUCCGGCUGCGGUUGCGCCGAUACCAAUCACAGCCGACACAGAGGUGGAACUCGACGCCCGACGACUCUUGGCGUUACCGCCCCACGUCCGGAUCCCCGAUGGCUUUAACAACACGGUCGUCCUGCGUCUGAACGAUGCACUACGUCGCACGUGGCGCAGCGGCAACCCCGACCGGACGCAAGUCGCGGCUCCGUUUUAA
Saprolegnia parasitica CBS 223.65 is the source of this 906-nucleotide messenger RNA. RefSeq lists its product as hypothetical. The record is from RefSeq and is a predicted model, not a curated record. The transcript has a single exon. Bases 1 to 906 code for a protein of 301 amino acids. Lineage: Eukaryota; Oomycota; Saprolegniomycetes; Saprolegniales; Saprolegniaceae.